AUGGCGCCGGCACCAGACCAACUCUCCUCACCUGGUUCUGUCAGCUAUGACUCCGAUACCAUGGUGGUGGGAGAUGGAACGUGGGAUUUCACCAAGAACACGUUCCUUCUCCCCAACUUGCAAGGGACCGAUUUUGACACAAUGAGAUACAAUGGAAUGGGAAAUCGCUUCUCCACCGUUCACCAAUACCAUACCAUUAUUCUGGCUCACGGCAUUAUGGCUGCCAUGGUCUUUCUGUUCCUGGUACCCCUGUCUUUGAUGCUUGCGAGAUUCUACACGAGAGAACCGGCUCAUGCGAUGCGAUACCAUGCGCGGCUGGGCGUUUUCUCCGGCUUACUUCUGGUAGCAGCAUUCAUAUUACCCUUCUUCGCAGUUGGACCAAAUCGAUCGCUAUCAAACCCGCACCAUGGAAUUGGAGUUGCCAUCUUCGUCAUGUUCGUUGUUCAGCUUGUGGGGGGUCGAUUGAUUCAGCAUAUUAUGAAGAGUCGUUCUCUUCGCGUAACGCUUCAUAAUUGGUUAGGCAGAGCUGCAGCCCUCCUCGGAAUUAUUCAGGUGCCCCUCGGACUUACCCUCUACGGAUCGCCAAAGGUUCUCUUCAUCUUAUACGCGGUUUGGAUGGGCUUCCUCCUUGCAGUCUAUUUUGUCCUCGACUACCGGGCCGAGGGACGCCAUGAGCGAUACAUUCCAGCGGGGCGCUCUGAAGCGGGCAACACUCGCAUCACGGAAUCCGAAUACUAUUCUGAACCCAGGGAGCACGAGAAUUCUCCCCUGAAAUGGCUGGGACCCUUGGCGGCUGGCGCUGGACUAUUUGCUUUGAUGAGAGGACGCAAGAAAGAGCAUGAUGACGACCGCAGCCGAGCCCGCACACGGUCACCAUCCAUAAGUAGAAGUCGUGGACCGACGGUAAUCUCAUCACGGCCAAGCUACUUCUCCGAAAAGUACUCUGAUCUUCCGGCACAACGAAGUGGUGGAGGAGGUUUCUUCGGCAAGGCACUGGGCGGCGCGGCUGCUGCUUUUGGGGCUGGAAAGGUCUUUUCUAACUUUAUGGAUCGUCGUGACCGGCGAGAUGAAGAGUACUCUGCUGUAUCAACUGAAACUCCUCAUCGCAACAGGUCUGUACGCGCUGCCACAGUAAGCGAAUUCAACAGCGAGUAUACUGAUGAUGUGUCAACCAUUCCUCCAUCUCGUCAUCCUGCUCCCACUCAGACUGCUUCCGCAUAUGGAGGUCGAAGCUCAUCUCCACGACGCUCCCACGUUCGCAGCAACAUUUCGAGAGGAGAUAUGAUGGAUGAAUCGGAAUACUCGUCCUACGUUUCUCCGUCACGACGACCGCGUGAUGAGCCCUCUGGAGGCGGCGGUUUUGCCAAGGGAGUGCUUGCUACUUUGGGAGUUGGAUGGUUCGCCAAGAAGUUUGCCGACAGACGUGCCCGAAAGGAAGAAGAGGAUCGACUGAGGGAGGAAGAGGAGAUGCGGUCCGGCACUCAGUUCUCCUCCAGGUACAGCAACACCAACACCGAAUAUACAUCUCCAAUCCGAAGGGACUCUCGUCGUCCACCUCAAAGGCGCAGCACCGUGACAGGAACCGAGUACUCAGAUGGAACGGAGUCUACGUUUGACACCCAAACCGAGCUUUCCACCAUGCCUCCAAAGGGACCGCGGAAUACGGCUGCUGGAGUACGACCCAGCACCUCUGCGUUGAUCUCUGAUGAAAUGUCGUCGCCACCGAGGCGGGGCGAGCGUCUGUCCAUGCCUACCAUGCCUAGUGAUCCCCAUGGCAUAUUACACCGUUCUGAAGUUGAAUCCGAUGUGACUUCGCUUGCCGACCGACCUCAGGGGCGCCAUUCUUCAAGACGGCAAAUGGACAGCGAGAGAGCCGCGGCCGAAGCGGCUGCCCGUGCUAGCAGCCUGGCAGCCAGGGAACAGCGAGGACGUGGCGGAUCAAGCCAGACGAGUGGGCCCGCAAGACCGCGUGACGACAAGGAACAUGUCAGACUGCGAAAGGUUACUGAGGAGGAGACUUUGGCACAGACUAGCCGGGGCCGAAGAGAUUCUCAAUCAAGCCUCUCGGCGCUCGAGUCUCCUACCAAGAAUCGACGGUACCGCAGAGACGACAGCAAGAGGAGGGCAGAAUCGGCGGCUGAAAGCCGAGUCGAGAGCAGCAGGGUCGGCAGCAGCCGAGUCCAAGAUGAAGCCAGCCGCCUAGGGCCACUGAGUCCGCCGAACCCAUCACUCGCCAAGGGCAGACGUGGUAGGGAUUCAGGUUAUAACUCGGGUCAGCCUCCUGCCCAGCAGUCCGGCCAACCUGGACCUUCAUUCUUACAACCACCCGGCCAGCAUCUACCAAAUCCUUCAAUCACCAGUGUUGGCAGCCAUGGUACUUGGAGUGGCAUGGAAAGCGAAGUGCCGACCGAGGUCCCAACCGCACCGCAGAAUCCGCCACGUAGCACGCCACAUCAGCCGCCGCCAGCUGACGACAAGGGCAACGAGUCUGCUGCAGACAAUAGGAGAAGGCGACGUGCGGAGCGACGACGGGCCAGCGGUAGUCGCCCCUCCGGAACGGAGAAUACGUACGAUACUAGCACGUACGAUGAGAAUGACAUGUUCUAG
Trichoderma gamsii is the source of this 2607-nucleotide messenger RNA. RefSeq lists its product as hypothetical. The record is from RefSeq and is a predicted model, not a curated record. Lineage: Eukaryota; Fungi; Ascomycota; Sordariomycetes; Hypocreales; Hypocreaceae. The coding region runs from base 1 to 2607 and encodes 868 amino acids. The transcript has 2 exons.